Messenger RNA from Musa acuminata AAA Group (dessert banana), 2721 nucleotides. Its product is annotated as protein NUCLEAR FUSION DEFECTIVE 4-like. Gene Ontology annotation, cellular component: membrane. The record is from RefSeq and is a predicted model, not a curated record. The transcript is spliced from 3 exons. NCBI's taxonomy places the organism in Eukaryota, Viridiplantae, Streptophyta, Magnoliopsida, Zingiberales, Musaceae. Bases 1117 to 2565 code for a protein of 482 amino acids.
GGCAAAACGUGCCCUUUUUCCUUUCUUUCUUUGAAGAAUCACGGUUUUACUGCUACUUUGAAUUUUCUUUUCGGCGUUGACCUCUUUUUGCUUCUUUUACAUUGGAACUACUGAAUUCUUUGAUCGAUUGACAUGUUAUAAUUGGUAAAUAAAAGCGUGGAAAUUUACAGUUUUUGGCACACUGGCAUGUUAUGAUAUUAUAAGGGUUCUGACUUCUGAGAGGAUCUCUCGAGGAUCUCCAAAUUUUCAUUCGAAGAAAAUUUGGAGAAUUUUCUCUGCAGGAUUAAGUUCUGCAAGUACAUCUGAACUGAGUUUGGCAAGUCCCAUAGUCCCACAUCGGGAAAAUCAGACUUGUUGUCUCGUCUUGGAACUAUAAAUAAGGGUCUGAGCUUUGAUGUUAGGCACACCACGAGAAGUACUACAAACACCACAAGAAAUACAGCAGACAUCACAAGAAAACCUGCUUAUGGUUUGAAGUCUUCUUGUUUAGGAAGCUGAAGGUGUUUUAUGGCCUAGGAACAUUUCCUAAGGCAUUUGUAAGUGUCCCUCUUUUAUAGUAGUAAUUUGCUCCUCUUUCUUCCGUGGAUGUAGGUCAAAGUCAUUUGACCGAACCACGUAUAUCUGGUGUUCUGGUGUUUUGUUUGUUCUUGUCGCUUUUAUUAUUUCCGCUUUAUUGUCUUUGUUGUGUUGCCAAAAUUACCCUUUGGUAAAUAUCCUGGGGCUAGCUCUAACAAACUGGUAUCAGAGCCUGGUUCUGGGAUCUUUUGGCAACAAUGACAAUAUCAAAGAUCGUUGUCGAGAAAUUCGAUAGAAAUGUCAACUUCGACAUGUGGCAACUCAAGAUGGAGGCCAUUCUGGUUCAAGACGGAGUUGAUUUGGCACUUCAGGGUGCUGAGAACAUUCCAGAUGGUACGUCAAAGGAAGAUCUUGCGGGUAUGGAUAAGAAUGCUCGAUCCAGUAUCAUUCUAAAUCUCUCUGACGAGGUUUUACGGGAGGUAGCUACGGAGACUACGGCUAAGAGCAUGUGGGACAAACUUAAAGCCUUGUACAUGAAGAGGACAGUGGAGAAUCGUCUCUACUUGAAGCAGAGUCUGUAUAUGCUUCGGAUGGUUGAAGAUGUGCAUUCUGAUCUUUGUUGGCAACAAUGGAGAGACAUACUUCAACACUGCUGCCUUGGUUUCUUGUGUGCAAAACUUCCCUAAGAGCAGGGGACCUGUGGUGGGCAUCCUGAAGGGAUUUGCCGGUCUAAGUGGUGCUAUUUUAACUCAAAUAUAUGCUAUGAUCCACAUUCCGAAUCAUGCAGCUCUCAUUUUUAUGGUCGCAGUUGGGCCGACCAUGGUGGUGAUGGCCUUGAUGUUCAUCGUGAGACCUGUUGGGGGUCACAGACAAGUGAGGCCUUCUGACGAUUACAGCUUUAGCUUCAUCUACAGUGUGUGCUUGAUUCUGGCUGCUUAUCUGUUGGGUGUCAUGCUCCUCGAAGAUCUAAUCGACUUGAACCGAACUGUGAUCACCACGUUUACUCUCAUUUUGAUCCUUAUUCUUUUAGUCCCUGUAGCAAUACCUGUGCUCUUGACGUCGAGUUCCUCCGAAGACCCUGCAGCCACUCUCGAGAGUCUUUUACCUGAGAAUACGAAAGGAGGAGGGGGAGGAGUAGGAUCCCAGGAACAAGCUGAGGUUAUUCUGAGUGAGGUUGAAGACGAGAAGCCUAAGGAAGUCGACUCGCUUCCUGAAUUAGAGAGGCAGAAAAGAAUUGCGCAGUUGCAAGCAAGACUGUUUCAGGCUGCAGCCGAAGGAGCUGUGAGAGUCAGGAGGAAAAGAGGACCACGUCGGGGAGAGGACUUCACGCUGUUACAAGCUCUAAUCAAAGCAGAUUUCUGGCUAUUGUUCUUCUCUCUGCUGUUGGGAUCAGGAUCUGGUCUGACGGUCAUCGAUAAUUUGGGUCAGAUGAGCCAAUCUUUGGGUUAUGAGGACACUCAUAUUUUUGUCUCCAUGAUCAGCAUUUGGAAUUUUCUUGGACGUAUCGGUGGAGGUUAUGUUUCUGAGAUCAUCGUCAGGAAUCGGGCGUAUCCGAGGCCUGUAGCUCUGGCAGUAGCUCAGGUUCUGAUGGCACUUGGACAUUUUUGCUUUGCAAUGGCUUGGCCACGGGCAAUGUACAUCGGCACUCUGCUCAUUGGGCUCGGAUAUGGUGCGCACUGGUCUAUCGUGCCAGCUGCUGCCUCUGAACUGUUUGGCUUGAAGAACUUUGGAGCACUAUACAAUUUUCUCACCGUCGCAAAUCCAGCAGGUUCAUUAGUGUUCUCUGGUCUGAUUGUUAGUGGUAUGUAUGAUCACGAAGCCGAGAAACAAGCUCGAAAUCGACAUAGUUCGUCAGCCUUCUUGUUUGGAAGAUUGCUCGAUGCAGCAAGCUUCAGUGAGGAGAAGACACUCCAGUGUGAAGGAGCCAUAUGCUUCUUCCUUUCUUCCUUGUUGAUGUCGGGACUCUGUGUCGUCGCAGUGAUCUUGAGCAUGAUUCUUGUGCACAGGACCAAGGUCGUCUAUGCCAGUCUCUACGGAAAUGGUACGUGAGAUCCUGAUUCAUUUUCCUGGAGUGUUGUGUCUGCUUUCAAGUAGUCGUGGCCUACUGCUUGAGUUUCGAUUUGUCGGUCGUAUCGUAUCGUAUCGAUCGAAUGUUGAUGUAUUUAUUCUGUGCAAAAGUGAAGUAUUGUGUAAAACGCUUGUGCA